This is a messenger RNA of Ostrea edulis (European flat oyster), 2432 nucleotides long. RefSeq names its product WD repeat domain phosphoinositide-interacting protein 4-like. The coding region runs from base 145 to 1161 and encodes 338 amino acids. The transcript has 12 exons. NCBI's taxonomy places the organism in Eukaryota, Metazoa, Mollusca, Bivalvia, Ostreida, Ostreidae. Gene Ontology annotation, molecular function: phosphatidylinositol-3-phosphate binding; protein binding; phosphatidylinositol-3,5-bisphosphate binding. The record is from RefSeq and is a predicted model, not a curated record. Gene Ontology annotation, cellular component: cytosol; phagophore assembly site membrane; extrinsic component of membrane. Gene Ontology annotation, biological process: nucleophagy; autophagy of mitochondrion; protein localization to phagophore assembly site.
GAAUUUUGUGAAUAGCACAAAGCAUUCAAAGUUCUACUUUCGCUUUUUGUUUAUGUCAACAAAAAAGUUACGACAAAUAAGAAUGAGUGGAUGAUGAUGGCUUCCUAACUAAUUUCAUAUUUUCUUUCAAGGAGAAAUCGAGGAAUGUCAAGAGGCGUGAUUUCUUUAAGAUUCAACCAGGAUCAUGGUUGUUUCACCUGUGCGACAGAAACAGGACUGAGGAUUUACAAUGUAGAGCCACUAACUCAGAAGCUUUCAUUGGGACAAGAUGUCGUGGGGAGUGUGGCAUCUGCAGAGAUGUUGUUUCGCUCCAACAUUUUAGCUAUGAUGGGAGGUGGAUCUUCACCAAAAUUUGACGAGAAAGCAGUUUUGAUUUGGGAUGAUAGUGCAAAGAAGGUUAUAAUGGAUGUUUCCUUUAACCAACCAGUUGUGUCAAUAAAACUCAAGUAUGACAGAUUAAUCGUGGUGCUGAGAAAUCAAAUCCAUGUGUUUAGUUUUCCAAAUAAUCCAACUUUGUUGCACUCAUUUGAUACGAGGGAUAAUCCAAAAGGACUGUGUGAUGUCAGCCCAUUUGGACAAGUGAUAGCUUUUCCUGGACAGAAAUGUGGCAGUGUUCAGAUAGCUGACCUUGAGACCACCCAACCAGGACAGUCCACUGCUCCUGUAACAAUAAAUGCUCACCAGGGGGAGCUAGCAUGCCUCACAUUGAAUCAACAGGGCACAUUACUGGCCACUGCCUCCAGGAAGGGUACGCUAAUCAGAGUGUUUGACACAACAACAAAAAAACUUGUGGUGGAACUGAGACGAGGAGCGGAUCCGGCUACUCUGUACUGUAUAUCCUUCAGCCAUGAUUCCUCAUUUCUGUGUGCAUCCAGUGACAAAGGAACCAUUCAUAUCUUUGCUGUUAAAGACACCAGUCUCAACCGACGAUCAACGUUUAAAACAAUGGGAUUCCUCGGUACAUAUGUAGAGUCCCAAUGGGGCCUGGCUAGUUUCACCGUGGCAGCUGAGUGUGCCUGUAUUUGUGCCUUUGGUCCAGGACAUUCUGUUAUAGCUGUGUGCGUAGAUGGAACCUUCCACAAGUAUGUGUUCACAACCGAUGGAAACUGCAAUAGAGAGGCUUAUGAUAUAUAUUUGGACAUUGGAGACGAUUUUGAAUGAACAAGAGACCGGGAACAAUUGGUGUAAAUGAGUUUGUAAAUAUUCAUCUUUAGGAAUGCCAUUAUCUGUCUAUUUCAUAGUUGUGACAUGUAUGUGAAUUUAUAAUGAAGUUAAAGAAUUUUAUCAUUAAAAACAGAUUUAUAUGGACCUGGAAUGCUAAGACUGCAGAAGUUAUUUUCUGUUGUAUAAUGUCAUAUUUAAUGGCAUGGCCUACAAUUUGUAGAUAUUAAAUAUCAUAAAUGCAUUUAUAAUUUCACAUGGAUCAGCUGAAUUUAGCAAGUAUGACCAUUCACAUCCUUACUAUGUAAGGACACUGUGACAAGGAACCUUUCUACGUGUUACUUUUUUGAAAAAAAUGCAUCUUUAUGUACGAUAUGGAUCUACAAUAGAUGUCAAAGAUCUUCCACACAUCAAGUAUUCUGCAGCUUUCUAUCAUUAGAUAUCAACUUACCAUGUUAACUAUAGGACUGCACAGUAGGUCGAAAUUUUGGACCUUAAAUUUGUACUCAUGAGACCGAAUUUAAGCAGUUACGGGCCUUUGACCAACUCCAUUUGAUUGUUGAUGUGCUAUUGUCCACAUUUAAUUCAGCAAGUUCUGAACUUUUUUUUUGUGAAUUCCGUUCUAGUCAGUAUUGAUACCCCACUCCUGGUAAGCACAGUGAUGCACCAACAAUUUUACCAGAGUCCAUGAAUUGAUAUCAUUGUGGUGUAUGAUAAUUAAUAUAUUGCACUUUGUUACGUAUCCAAAAAAGUGGUCAAAUACCCACACAAUUCAUGCAAUAAAGGUAAACCAUUAAUGACAGCCAUACUUUAAAACAUAGAUGGCACUUUUGUUCAUGUUGUUUCAUUCAUAGAAUUAUGUACAACGUUGUUGAAAUAUGUUCAUCAAUAACUGCACUAGUAUUCACCGAAAUCAACAUUCUAGUCACACAUCCAGGAAUACUUCGUGUUGAUUUGUUAUCCAUUGUUUUAUGUUGGCAUUUUAUAAUGUAGAAUCUGUUACGAUUAACACAGUAAAGGUUUUGCUAUAUAUAUCAAUUGCUAUUCAUCAUUCCCUUCCACUUCCACAUGAAUUGUGCAUAUAUUGUAUAUAUUUAUAUAUGAAUUAUUCUUCAUUGUAAUCAUUAUGCACUAUACACUUUGUGAGAAAUGUGGAUGAGAAAUUCGGUACACGUACCAGUAACAGCUAAGAAGGCACUGAAUACGUUGUAAUGAAGAGAUCUGAUUUUAUUUAAAUAUGUGAUACAAAUAAAGUUUAAUAAACACAACAA